Messenger RNA from Vitrella brassicaformis, 2029 nucleotides. The record is from the annotation of a GenBank genome assembly. Lineage: Eukaryota; Vitrellaceae.
CUGGCUGCGCUCAAGUGAUUUGUGUCGCUCGAGAGAAUCGCCCACUCAUAUGCGCUGGCUGGACAGCUCUAUGCUUUUCACCUCUCGUCAGCUCGUCCCUAUGACACAUCUUGCAAUGCACACAUACAUGUCUGGCUGCCUGCAGCACCUGGGCUGCUCCACUGACAUGGCUCCAAUCCGGAUGCCCCUCUUCUUUGUCCGGAUUGACUAAACCCUAAAGUCAAAACCCUGAGCCCUAAACCCUGCCAGUGGUAACCCACCACGACGGUGAAAAUGGUAGCUUUCCCACAUUGCUCCACGCAACCGCACACCGAUCCUUGUCUGUCUGUGUUUGUGUGGGUGUCAGGUACCCAGAGUGUUCCCGGCGAGCAUCCGGUCGACCAACAGAGAGUAGGCGCAAUGAGCGGAGCGGAGAAAGUAAGCGAGGCUUCCGCGUACUACAACCAGACUGAUGUGGUGCCCAGCUGGGUGGAGAGGGAACUUGAGGUUGACCGCAGGAGUGUCUAUGUGGUAAGGAGCCUUUCCUUCACACGCGUCGGUUGAUGAUCCUCUCACACUGCAUGCAUCUGUUCACCCGCCAGGGAAAUUUGGACUACCACACGACGUGUGAAGAGCUCCAGGGUGAGAACGAAAAGAAGGAGGGGCAAGGGAAUAAGCUGCAAUGUUGGGGUGGGGUGCACUUGUGUGCGCGCAGAGCAUUUCAAGUCGAUUGGACCAAUCAAUCGGGUCACCAUCCUUGUGGACAAGUACACAGGUAACACGACGGUCCCCUCUGAAGUGAACAUUCAUAACAAGACGGUGAAAACCCUCGUCCAUUCACAGGUCACCCCAAGGGGUUCGCCUACAUAGAGUUCAUGGACGUCGAAUCGGCCGAGAAUGCCCUCACGCUCAACGAAACAUCUUUUCGGUGCGAUCACUGGGUGGAUGUGUGGAUGUGUGCUGGUGAAGGCAUCGACCAAUCCGUCCACUCAUGGCUUGUUUGUUCAGGCAGCGCGCCAUCAAGGUUGUGCCCAAACGGACGAACGUGCCCGGUCUGGGGCUGAGGAGAGGGGGAGGGGGAGGGGCCUACUCGGCUGGACCACCCAGGGGGCCGUCGAGAUUCGGGGGAGCGCCCCGGCCAUUCAGACCACCGCCCACUGGUUCGUUUGCGCAAGGCGAAUUUCUGGGUUGAUGGCAUUCUUGCAUGCAAUAUUUGUGCGUCUUGAUGAAUGAUGGAUCAGGCAUGGAUGGCAGUGCUGCAGCUGCUGCUUCGUACGACCCCACGACAGCCAACCCCACCACAGCCAACGGUUCUUCGGUGUACUAUUCCUCAUCCUACAGCCCCUACGACUACAGCGCGUACAUGACUGCCUACGCCGGGUACCCCUACGCCCCCUUUCCACUCACCCACCCCCCUGCAACUGCCGCCACUCAUGCCUCCGCUCCAUCGUCAUCUGCGCCAGCACCAGCAGGCGACCCGUCCUCAUCAUCAGCCACGGCUAGCGGCGCCACGGCGGCCCUUCAGAGUCAGAUGCAGGCGUACCAAGACUACGUCGCAUCGGCGUACAAGGCCAUGAUGCAGGCGCAGACGGGCGCGACAGACGCGGGUGCGAUGAGCAGUGUGGCGAUGCCGUACUACUCUGCUUGGCCGGGCAUGAUGAUGGGCAUGGUCGGCACCGCACAGGCGGCGGUGUCGACAACCACCGCACCCGCCGCACCUACGGCUGCAUCUGCGACAGCGAGCGCAUCCGCGGACGCGUCCGCAGAGUCUGUGUCUGCAUCUGUUGCGCAAGAGGUGUCGAGUGGCGCUGUGGCUGUACAGGAGAUGGAGGGGGGUGCGGGUGCUGCGGGCAGCAGUAGCAGUAGCACAGAUGCGGGUGGCGGGGCCGCUGCGUCGAGCACCGCGGCCACGAGCUGCGGUGCUGAUGCGAGCAGUGCAGAACAGAAGAGCGGGGGAUAGAUGCUGACAAUGGAUGGAUGGAUGUUACCCAUGAGUGUUUGACAAACAUGACGGCACGUCUCCCGUGGCAAAUGGCAUAGCGGAAUCCGG